Acanthocheilonema viteae is the source of this 152-nucleotide messenger RNA. The record is from the annotation of a GenBank genome assembly. Lineage: Eukaryota; Metazoa; Nematoda; Chromadorea; Rhabditida; Onchocercidae.
AUGGAUGAAUCAACCUCGGACCAACCGACACUGAAACGUUUUUCACGUUACAAUCAAUCGAUGCAUUCUCGACCGCCCUCUCAUAUGUGUGAUCUACAACCUGGCUCUUCUUAUCAACAACAGCAGCAACAGCCACAUACGUGUUCCAAAGU